AUGCCGUACACCCCUGCCAAUUCCUACGAUGCAGAUCACAAAAUCUGGAGUGGUGAUCAUGUGGCAAAUUAUUUUGACACUCAUUUUUCCUUCGGAGAACUCAUUUUCGAAGAAAUGCGACGACAUCCCCAACUCAUCGCUCAGAUCUCGGCUACGGAAAACACUAUUCUGACCAGGGCGGAACUCCAUGCUAACUCGAUGCGAGUGGCCAGCUAUAUGCGAUCCUUGGGACUCCUUCAAUCCGAUGUGGUGGGCAUUAUAGCCAGGAAUACCACCCACAUGUUCGCUGUUGUCUACGCUUGCUUUUUCAACGGAAUUGCCUUCCAUUCGCUCAACAUCACCUAUGACCAGAAAACCAUUGAGAAAAUCUACAACAUCACGAAGCCAAAGGUAAUUUUUUGCGAUGGGGAUGAGUUUCAGAAGGUUCAAACUGCCACUUCUGAACUAGAUGUGAAAAUAGUCACAAUGCGCAAUCAUCCGUCGGAUUCCAUUCGGAUUGAUGAGGUGUUGGCCACUCCCAUCGAGGAAAACUUCCAUCCAGCUCGACUGGAACAAGGAAACGAUCAAAAUCUGGCUAUUCUGUGCUCGUCGGGUACAACUGGAACUCCCAAGGCGGUAACCAUAACGAAUAGUCGACAGAUUCUCGCAGGGAACCACCAUCUGACCAGCGCCGAUGUGCAAUACUCCCAUAACACGUUAGACUGGAUCAGUGGCCUGCUCACCACUAUAACUUCUGGAGUGUUUAGCACAACUCGCAUUAUCGCAGAUAACCCCUUUGAUCCCGCCUUCGCAUUGCAAAUUAUCGAGAAGUACAAGGUGACCUGGAUCCUCCAGCCACCUUCUGCCAUGGCCUUGAUGAUCAACUCCCCAGGAUUCGAGACCUCCGAUCUUUCGAGCAUUCGGUGUUAUAUGUUCGGUGGAUCUCGGGCUUCUAUCGAGGUGCAGCAGAGCAUUAGGAAUCGUCUAAGCACGGAUUGUCUGUACUAUGGAUAUGGAUUCACAGAGCUCGGUGCUUUUGCCUCUGUAAACUAUCAUUUUAACGAGAAGCCCGGAUCAGUGGGUCGGCUGCUCAAUGGAAUCAGGCUGAAGAUUGUAAACGAUAAAGGUGAAUCCCUAGGACCCGACGAACUGGGUGAGGUGUGUAUCCAAAACAACCAGUUCUGGGCAGGAUACUAUGGAAACGAAGCGGAAACCCGUCUAAUCCGCGAUCCAGAGCGAUGGUAUCAUUCAGGGGAUUUGGGGUACAUGGACCAAGACGGGUUCCUAUAUAUCGUGGACCGCAAAAAGGAGAUGCUGAAGUACCAGAACAUCAUGUACUACCCCAACGACAUCGAGAGCGUCAUCUCCGAGAUGCCGGAAGUGCUGGAGGUCUGCGUCUUCGGGAUUUCAAGUGACAUCUAUGGAGACGAGGCCGCUGCCGCUGUGGUUAAGAAGCUGGGAAGCAAUCUGGAAGCCCAGGAUGUUAUAGACUAUGUGAGCAGCAGGACGGAUUCCAAGUACAAGCAGUUGAACGGAGGAGCAAUCAUCGUGGAGGAUCUGAAGCGAAGUGCCAAUGGCAAAACCAAUAGAAUGGCCAACAAAGCGUUUUUUUUGGAGAUAAAGGAGAGAAGCUGAAUGUAUAUAUAGUAAAUACAAAUAUGUAAUGCCUUAGAGAACUAAAUAAAUUACUUUUAUUUGUAAACUCUUCAGAAGUGAG
Molecule: messenger RNA, 1696 nt
Organism: Drosophila ficusphila
Lineage: Eukaryota; Metazoa; Arthropoda; Insecta; Diptera; Drosophilidae
Product: luciferin 4-monooxygenase-like
Exons: 3
Coding region: 1-1614 (537 amino acids)
Biological process (GO): fatty-acyl-CoA biosynthetic process; long-chain fatty acid metabolic process
Molecular function (GO): long-chain fatty acid-CoA ligase activity
Source: RefSeq, a predicted model, not a curated record